AUGAGCCGCGUGUCCAAGUUACGGCUCUUCAUUGGCUUGAUCGUUUUGUCUACAUUGUACUAUUUCAUUUUCCAUGAUGUGAACAGAUCAGAUGCAGCCACAAGGACCAUUGAAAUGCCAGUGUUGCUGCGAGAGCUUUGCCAGUCACCUUUACACGGUGAUUUGGUGAGCGCAACUGAAGGCAAAAGUGCGAAUGUUGGCCUGAGUGAGUGCACUCCGUAUCGUGAAGUGGAUCGUCGCUCGUUUGCCAAAUAUGUGCAGUUGUUGAAAUCUGAACAUUUUCGGAAUUUCAUCGCAAUUCCCGCUGAAAUGAACACCAAAUUGCGUUGGUCACCGUCGUCGACUCGAUGCACACCACGCGAAAUGACCGCAGAAGGAGCGUUGCAGCAUCUGAAGUUGGGCAAUUUCUUGAGGAAACGUUACAGCAGAUCUGGUUGGCUGCAACAAACAAAGAGGAAAUUGGAUGUACAAGUGAUCGCCACACCAUACUCAAGAACAUUCCAAUCAGCCAUCGCUUUUCUGACAUCGUUUUUGUAUCCACUGAAUAAAUAUUUCGGCAAAAUCGCUAUAAACCUCUCAAAAAUGACACAUUUUUGUAUGAACGAUCAAUGCAAAUGCACUAAUGUUAUCAAAUUACAUCGACAAUACGAAACGGAGCGAACACCAUUCUUUGAAUCGCAUUUCGGCCCAAAAGCCCGUCGGAUUUUCGAACUAUUCAAAUAUGUUUACAAUAUAUCGGACGUAUCGGAUCCGAUUCAUCUGAUGGAUAUCGCAUUAGGUCGUCAUGUAUGCAGACGUAUGCCACUGCCGUGUCGUGGUGGAAUCUGCAUCACCUAUGAUGACGUUGUUAAGGUAGUAGUUAUCCUUGUGAUGAUUUUUAUAGUAAUAGAUUUUAUAUCAAACUUAAUGAGAGCCAUUAAAUUUACUAUAAUAUUACCACUAUUUUUUUAA
This is a messenger RNA of Anisakis simplex (herring worm), 951 nucleotides long. Lineage: Eukaryota; Metazoa; Nematoda; Chromadorea; Rhabditida; Anisakidae. The record is from the annotation of a GenBank genome assembly.